Molecule: messenger RNA, 1531 nt
Organism: Camelina sativa (false flax)
Lineage: Eukaryota; Viridiplantae; Streptophyta; Magnoliopsida; Brassicales; Brassicaceae
Product: homeobox-leucine zipper protein HAT3
Biological process (GO): regulation of DNA-templated transcription
Cellular component (GO): nucleus
Molecular function (GO): DNA-binding transcription factor activity, RNA polymerase II-specific; sequence-specific DNA binding
Source: RefSeq, a predicted model, not a curated record
GGAUCUCUCCAUUGUUCUUUGCUGUGGGAUCUUCUCUCUGUCCAAAGUGUGGGAGUAGCUCCGAGAUGGUUGCAGGACAAUAGUUGUCUCCUGCUGGCUGCUGGUGCCGAGGCUCUCUCGUUCAAUAUGUGUGCUCGCUUCUGGUGCAGAGGUAAACAGGUAAGAAGAUGAAGAAGAACCCCUAGAGGAUAAAAAGCGAGCCUCAGGAUAUUAAUCAAGUUACAAAAGGAGCGAAGUGAAGAGCUACACGUCUGUGCUAACUCUUUGCUCCUUCUCCCCUUAGUCAGGGAAAAAAAAUGGGUGAGAGAGAUGAUGGAUUGGGGCUAAGUUUGAGCUUGAGUUUAGGUUAUAAUCAAAAGGAGCCGUCUUCGAGGUCAAAUCCAAUGCCUUUGGCAUCUUCUUAUUCAUCUUCACCACACAUGCAUAUGCAUAUGCAGCAGCAGCAGAGCAAUAAUUAUAGCCAUCCCCAAAAGAUUCAGAACAGUUGGAUUAACAUGUUUCAAUCUUCAGAGAGAAACUCCGACAUGAGAUCGUUUCUCAGGGGAAUCGACGUGAACAGAGCUCCAUCGACUGUGGUGGUUGACGUGGAGGAUGACGCCGCCGGAGUAUCGUCUCCGAACAGCGCCGUCUCAAGCGUGAUGAGCGGGAAGAGGAGCGAGCGGGAGCUAAUAGCUGCUGCAGCUGCAGCUGGAGGAGGUAGUAGAGUAGAUGACAACGAGAUGGAGAGAGCUUCUUGCUCGCUCGGAGGUGGAAGCGACGAUGAAGACGGUAGUGGGAACGGAGACGACGGUUCCAGGAAGAAACUCCGUUUGUCUAAAGAACAAGCUUUGGUUCUUGAAGAGACUUUUAAAGAACAUAGCACACUCAAUCCGAAGCAAAAGAUGGCAUUGGCUAAGCAGUUGAAUCUAAGGACGAGGCAAGUGGAAGUGUGGUUCCAAAACCGAAGGGCAAGGACGAAGCUGAAGCAAACGGAAGUAGACUGUGAAUAUCUGAAGAGAUGUUGCGAGAAUCUAACGGAGGAGAAUCGAAGAUUGCAAAAGGAAGUAAGUGAGCUAAGGGCUUUAAAGCUUUCGCCACAUUUGUACAUGCACAUGAAACCUCCCACUACGCUAACAAUGUGCCCUUCUUGCGAACGAGUCGCUGUUACGUCAUCACCCUCAUCGGUGGCUCCUCCUGUGAUGACGUCUUCGUCUCCGAUGGGGCCAAUGAGUCCGUGGGCUGCUAUUCCUCACCGACAAAGACCUGCUGCUGGUUCUCAUUAGAGAAUUUGUCUCUUUAUUUUUUAAUAGUAGUAGAAUUUAAUUAGUCUAAAGAUAAUAUAGGUUUUGGUGAUUUGUUUUUCUAUUAUAAAGUCAAACGAUCUUUGGAAGUUUUUUUUCAAGAGUUGUUGGUCCAUGCUUUUUCUUUCCUUGGUUUUAUUCAGUUUGGUUUUUGAAGCUGAAUUACGGUAUUAUUGUCUAAUGAUUAACAACAGACUUAUAUAGUUUGGAGAAAGGCUUAUGUUUGUCUUAAUAUAGUUGUAAUUGUUUAA